Penicillium diatomitis is the source of this 1266-nucleotide messenger RNA. RefSeq names its product SIP1 domain-containing protein. The transcript is spliced from 2 exons. Bases 1 to 1266 code for a protein of 421 amino acids. Gene Ontology annotation, biological process: spliceosomal snRNP assembly. Gene Ontology annotation, cellular component: SMN complex; nucleus. Lineage: Eukaryota; Fungi; Ascomycota; Eurotiomycetes; Eurotiales; Aspergillaceae. The record is from RefSeq and is a predicted model, not a curated record.
AUGACAAUGCCCGAGAAGCGCAAGCCUUCCAUGUCUGAACCAGCCUUUAAAAGACCACGCCUAAAUGAUUCAGGCGAUAGAGAAAGCUUUCAAUCGGUUGAUAACCAAGAAAGACCCAAAAAUGACCCUACGUUCGGGCAGAAGAGCGCCUUCCCAGGGCUUGAUGACGGAGGGGACGAACUCUUCUAUGGAUCGGCAGAUGAUGGGAUAGAAUACUUGCGCAUGGUUCGAUCCGAAGCAAGAUCGCUACCAUCCCUAUUCACUGCACCAACGGCAAGAAAGCGAAAUGAAGACGCCGAACCAACCAACAGCGUCUUCGACGAGACGACAGACACGCACAAAUUUCCGGCUGGCUUCUACGAAGACGAGGCUUACAUAGCACCCCCUACGGCCGACAAACCGCCGAUCGCUCUGCUCGACGAUGGUUAUCCCGACGCCCAGCUAUCUUAUUAUAAUCUCCUCCGCCACCGUUUUCUUUACCUUCGAUCAACACUCCGCUGCAUACCUCCAGCAUCAGCUAUCGCUGCUCUCGAUGACGCUCAUCCGAUCAGCCUCCCAGACCGAAGUACAGCCGCUCGAAAGGAGUGGCGACGACUACUGCUCACCGAAGAACCUACCAUGGUGCAACUCGCAUGCUUGGACUCGGCAAGUGUGCUUCGGGUGCUGACAAUUUUGGCGCGGGGCCUGGGAGAGAGCGUUAGAGGUGGCGAUGUUGCCUUGGUCCGAAGAGUCGGGGCAUGGGCCUGGGGCCUUCUGGGAAAGUGUCGUGAAGUUGGAGAGCUCGCCACUGACCAAGUAGGCGAAAUUCGUGAUUUCGGAAAACGCGCAGCCAAAAUAUUACUCAGGAUACGAGAGGCGGAGCUCAGGCGUUCGAACGAAGACAGUGACGAAUAUGAUUCAGAUACCGGUGGUGAUUCAGAAGAGGCCCAGGCAGACGCAAUCAUGCAAGACGAGUCAGACUCAUCACAGCACGCAGUCACGGACAUGGCCGAGUCAGAUAUGGACAUGGCCGAUGCGGACUUGUCAUCCGCACUCGAGGCAGCGAAAUCGCGCCUACAAGCUCAGUUAGACGAAGAUGCAGCUGCUGAGCAAGAAGAUCGAGCUGCUGAACAGCCUAGUGGGGACUCAGCUCAGCAAGCGCGCAUCUUGCUAGAUAUGAUUCUCACUGUCGUGGGCGAAUUUUUUGGUCAACGAGACCUUCUCGAGUUGCGAGAGGUAUGGGUGUUGGAGAAUGCCCAUCACGAGACAGUAGAACUCGAAAGUUGA